Haliotis rubra (blacklip abalone) is the source of this 6027-nucleotide messenger RNA. RefSeq lists its product as uncharacterized. Lineage: Eukaryota; Metazoa; Mollusca; Gastropoda; Lepetellida; Haliotidae. The record is from RefSeq and is a predicted model, not a curated record. Gene Ontology annotation, cellular component: nucleus.
AAAAUUUUACAAGAUGGCGGUGCAGGCAGUGAAUUGUCAGCUUCUGUUUGUACAUUCAGCCCUACCUUGAUGAAGUGAGAUUCACACCAGUAUCACAACAUUGAAGCCUGCUACAGCAGCUGAGCUAGCAGUGCCCACAAUGGACCCAAACCAUUGGAACUACAACCAGGCGUACAGCAGAAUCAGCUCGGGGAGCCUCCCUGCAAGCCAUGGCGGCAUCAACAGACUGGACUUCCCCCUCCUCGACCAGGCCACGCUCAGUUCAGGUUUUGGCCUCUCACCAUCUCUGUCCCCUCAUGCCAACCUGACGUCCCGGUCCCUGGGUGGCCUGUCUGGGGUAAAUUACCCCGGCCACCCGCUGCACACCACCAUGCCACAGUUCCUGGACCCGAUGGCACCAUUACAAGCCUCCUUCACAAGCCAGCCCACAUACAAACCAAUGUCGAUGGGGCAGAAUCCUUACCCCUUUGACAGCUCGGCCAGAUCCUCCACAGAGGUCCCUGUCACUUACUCCCCUGCACGGUACUCAGCGGGGACACCUAGUUUGUCAGCACACACCAAAACCCCUCUGUUCUCUCCACAAGAACUGACUUCGUCGAAGGAUUUGGCAGCAUCUUUUGCAGCAUCCUCUCAAGGUCUUACUGCUGAGACGAGCCCGAAAGGCUGGGGGCUAUCCAACUUCCUCCCAACACCAACAACACCGUUUGGGAACAUAUCUGACGCUCUGCCCAGCGACUUUGGCUUGUCUCUUCCUCAACCUCAACAGACACCUCCGCCAGCUCACAGCUCGGGCAGCCGCAUCAACACCAUCCAAAGGAAUCCAUAUACAGCAGACAUGUUAUUUGCUGAAAGCACACGACCCGUUAAAAAUCCCCAACCCCUCCACUCUCCAAGAGAUCCGUCACCUUUCACCAGCGUAAGCAGCAGUAACUAUGGGCGGAUUUCAGAUGCGAUCCAGUCCCCUAAGUCCAGCCUGCCCCCUCCAACACCUCACAGUUACACAGCAUCUCCACCAGAGAUCGAGGACCUGUCCUCCCACUCACAGGCUCACCCCAUUUACAGCUCCUAUAUGUCCACAUCUUACAAUUCUAUACCAUCAGGCAACCCUGUGUACAGUUCUUCCCAGUUACAACAGGACAUGGACUACGAUCCUGUCAGCCCAGCUACACCUCUGUCUGAAGCACCUCAGCCUAAUGAUAACCCAUUCACCACUGUCUCACUGCAAGAUCUGGCGGCACUAGGCACAGCACAGAGUCCAGUCCAUGAGAAGCCUCACCAAAGAGAAACAAGUCGAGACAAUAUCUUAAAUCGUGAAAGUGUUCUUCUACAUCAAGAGAGUAUGUUGCAUGCUUCCCUUGAAAAAUCAAAUCAUGUCAAAGAAUCCGCCCAUGUCCAAAGCUUAUCAUCUCACAUGACAAUGCAGCACACACCACCUGGAAUCCACAAUGGGCAGAACAUUCAGAACGCUGCCAGUCCAAUGCAGCAGUCUCCGAUAAGUGUUGGGAGCCCGCAGAUUCCCAUGUCUGUGUCCAGCCCUCAGGUUGCCAUGCCACUAGGGAGUCCCCAGAGUCUCAUGCCCAGCUCCACCGUGGUGCAGGCUCCCCCGCCCAUUCAGGCGAUGGCUGAUUCUACAACGAAACCAAAGCGAGGAGGAAGAGGAAGCCGAGGCGGAAGGGGUGGUGGAGGAAGAGUUAGAAGGAAGAAGGACGAGGACAAUAAUUCCUUUAUGGGAGAGAUCCAUCAGCCUCCUAUUUUUGCCAAUGAAAUUGCUCAACAUCAACAGUCGCAGCGUCAGCCACAUCCAGCAUACAGUGACAUGGGUCAUUCAGCUUACCGACCAGAUAGUCGUCAGCCGGAGUUGAACCAGACCUUCCUUCACUCCGACAUGGGAGUAGAGUCAUCUCUGACUCCAGGUAUUCAGAGACAAUUGUCUGCUGGACAGACAUCAGAACCCAUGCAGAGGUCACCCCUGGAAGAGAGUCUGGUCAGUGUGCAGCAGCAACAGCAACAGCAGUCCAUUCAGGACCAGAUGACCACAACUCAUAGGACCAUGACAAUGUCGGAAGAUCUUCUGAGUCGUCAUUCCUCAAUGUCGUCUCUAAACAGCGGACAUCAAGCAUCACCAAUGCAGGAAGCCCUGUCCAUGAACCACCAGCCAUCUUACUGUGACAACAUAGUGAGUGGGCAGCACUCCUCACCUCUAACCAACCCAUCCCCCCCAAACCAGAUGACAGUGGAUAGUUCCCACAUUGUUCGAAACACAGACAGUUCCAGUAUGACCAGUCACUCUGCUCUUUCCGACUCUUCCAUUGACCAAAGAGGCUCUGUGCUCAGUGCUGUCAGAGAGACGGAUGCCAUCAUGUCAGGUGCUGAUCAGUACAACAUGAACGGAUUUGUGGACACCCCCUUCAUGGAUCAGCUGGCAGACACGCCCCAAGCUGUGUCCCAGUCAAUGAGCUACCAGCAGCAAGGUCACAUGGCCAUGAUGGACAAGAAUAUCAUGUCACCUGACAUGAACAAUCCUAACUCAUUUCAGGAUGCGAUGAAUAAUGGCAUGCAUAUGUCACAGUUCGGAAAUACAUUUCAGAUGCCCCAGGAGCAGCACCAUCUCGCCAACCUAGACAUGAACGCAGUCAGUCAGGCCGGAUCCACCAUUGAUGAGGCCACAUUUUCGAGUCUAUUUGGUUCUCCUAACAAUUCUGAAAAGGUCCGGCGCAGGACCAAAGCUGAACAGAAGUUGAUGCCAAUUGUUACUCCAAAGGUUGAUGAAGAUGAAGAGCUGGCUCACUUGGCGUUGCCUCCGCCAGCCGCCAGUGAUCCUAUUUCACAAACAAAGGAGGAGACCAGGGUCAGGAAGUCUUUUGGGAGUUCCUUCCAGGACUGUUUCCUGAACUAUCUCAUGGGAAAGAAGCAGGAGACUUUAGAGAGUCUCAGUAGUGCUACUAUACAUAAGAAACCGCAGCUGCCAAAGUACUUCCCAGAGCCAAGGAGACCUCGGCCUCCAUCACCACCACCCAAGAAAGAUUCCAAAAGGUCCAGCGGGUCAUCUGACGAAGGCUCAUUCUCAGGUGUCGGCUUCUCGGACAGUGAUAGUAGUGAAGAGAGUGUAGCUAAGACAGUUCAAAAUGUGAUUUCGCAAAUGAGUGAUGACGAGUCCAAGGACAGAGUGAAAAAAUCCAAAGAUUUGACAAUAAGGAUUUCUGUGCCAUCAUUGAAAAAGUCCCCCCGUAGUCCGCGAGUGCGAGGUGCUAAAGGAGGGAAGGCCCGCGGGCCUCGGGGGUCGAAGGUGAAAGGGAAGGGUAGUGGUGCAGUCGUGGAUGGUACCAAUCAAGGUGGGGAGCUGCCACCAGCUGAAGAAGCGCCUGUCAUCCAACCGAGGGAACGUAUUUCAAGGAGGGCAAAGGAGAAGGCACUGCAAAAGAAAAAGAAAGUUUCCAAACCUGGUGUUGCAGAGAAUUCUGAUGACUCAUCCAGUAGCAGCUCGGACGAUGAGAACAUCAAGAGCAUCACCAAGGAGGAGUCCGAGAAGGAUUACGACUCUGAUAAAGACCCAGCCUGGACACCGUUUGAAGUUGUAAGUAGUGUUGGACAACGAUCUCGAAACCGAAGUGCAAGCCAGAGGAGACCCUCGGACACGCCCCCUGAUCUGACCCCAGCCAUGUCGCCUCCCAAGGUGGCGAAGUUCUCUCCCCUUGACGCAGGCAGCGUCACAGCUGAGACACCCAAGACAAACAGUGUCCCCUCCAGUCAGGAUUCUGAAGAUUUUGUGAUAGGGAAGUUUAUUCUUGAAAAGAAAGAUAUGCAUAAUUAUGAGAGUUACCCCAUCUGGAAGAUUGAGCAGGGCAGGAUGAUCCACAAGUACGAGAUCACCUCGGAGGAUGGCAACAUCAGACACAAGGCUGUGUCCACGUAUUCAAGUUGGAUGCCAACUAUGCGAGACCAGUUUGUGCCAAUCAAAGUGAAGCUUAUAUCCAGUCGGGAUGCGGUGGAGAUUGUUGAGGUGACUGAAGAGUAUCGACCAAAGCCCCCAACAGACGGCAGCUUGGAGACCAAGUAUGAAGAUGAUCCCCUGGUUGACUUGUUCAACGUGUACCUGCAGAUCUUUCUCAGUCAGGCCCUGGAGCCUGGCUUCCUCAGUGCAAUCACAGAUGCCCAAGGACACAAAUGGCUUGAUGGAGCAUCACUGAAAAUCAAGCCCCAGCUGCGAGAGAUCGAUCGUCCAAAUCUUAAACAGCCAUGUCAGGCCUGUGAAAAUUCUAGUCCACCUACCAUCAAAACUGUUCAUUUCCUGGGUACCCCGUAUGACAGGUUUGAUAUGGAUGACCUGCCAGACCCAUCUGACACGUGUACAGAGUUCAUGAUAGGGAAAACUGCUGCUCAGUAUGUUGGAGUGUAUCACAGUCUGCACCACUUCAAAUAUAACCUGUAUAAGAGAUGCCUAGCUAAGGUGAAAUUACUCCGGGACAGUACAAAGGGCAUUGACAAUGAAAAAUUGCUAGACCAGUGUCUUCAUAACAGGGCAUGGGUAUUGAAAAUAUUUGAGGACUUAAAACGAAUGCUUGAGAAGGGAUGAAGAAGGUGUGUUGUCCCUGCACUACAUCCUGCCUUAGACUGUAUUGUCAGUGACUACUGCCAUCAGUGAUAAUCCUCCUCCUCAUCUGUGUAGGCCACCAGGACUUCGCUCAUCAUCAGCCUGUACAGAGACAUGGUCCUCGGAGGACACAAAUCAUCAUCUGUGGUGUCAUUGUCGUCCUCUCGUCUACAGACUGUGUGCAUUUGUUUCUUGAUUCCUGUGAUGUGUGAACCGUCGUGAUGAUGUGACUGAUUAGACUGGCAUGUAUCUCAUUGUUUGGGCUGAGUAUUCGGGACAGGUGGAAGCAUGACCUGAUCUUGGAAGAGAUGGAUAGAGCUUGACCUGAAUAACAAACCCUUUGUAAUGACAUUACUGAUGAUGGGACUCUGUUCUGACCUGUGCAGCUCUGACCUGAUUGUAAGAAAUCCAUGUAACACUGAUGCUCAUACCUGUUGGGUGGAUCCCUGCCCUGCUAGGUGGAUCCCUUUUCCGCUCUGAUGGGUAGAUGCCUGCCCUGCCAGGUGGAUCUAAGCCUUUACAAGUGGUUGCCUGGCCUGUUGGGAGGAUCUAUGCCCUAAUGCAUGGACCCAUGUCUUAAUGAAUGGCUCCAUGACCUGGCCUAAUGGUUUGAUCCAUCACAACCUUGACCCAUGACCUGAUGAGUGGUUUCAUGGUUUGCAUGAUGACCUGACAGGAGAAUCCAGAUAUCACAGGUGAUCCCUACUCUGUGAAUGGAUCCAUGACCUGCCUGAGAGGUAGAUCCAUGAUCUGAUGGGUGGUUUCAGGGGUUGAGGGAUGGCUCCCUAAUCUGAUGGAUAGAUCUCUGACCUGAACUGGAUGGAUGGAUCCCAGACCUGAAGGGGUAACCCCUACUAGAUAAAUGGACCUCGGGAAUGGAUCACAAUCAUGCUGGGUGGAUUUCUUGCCUUACUGAUGAGUUCUGUUUCGGAGUGAUCUCUAUCACAAGUGAAGUGCCGAUGGGUUGAUGGUUGCCCGCAGUAUAAUACUGAAGCUCAGUGCCUGUUAGGCUAACCAAUGUAUGUCAGAUGACACUGAGAAUGACAAUGGUGUUUAAGGUGUAAGGUUAGGUAUGGUCUUUCAGUUAUCUUCUGUUUUCGUUGUCAUGUAAUUAGAUACAACGCCAGAGACACCUCUGUUCUUUACAAUCAGCUUAAUGUGUGAACAGUUCCAGGCUGACUGAAUUACUUGGGAUUAGGGAUGUCACGAUACAUAAGUUUCAUGAAUCGAUACGUAUCACGAUACUCAUGUCACAAUUCGAUACGUAUCACGAUACUCAUGUCACAAUUCGAUACGUAUCACGAUACCUAUUUUUGCGGCAUUAUUGCGUAUAUUUAGUUACAUUGUGAACAUUAAUAUUAUAAUUCUAUAAUGGUCCAUGAAAAGAUCAACAUUUUUUAUUCUCAGAGAUUAAAAAGUUCUUAUUUCCCAUCUUU